CAUUCCAUGUAUUUGUGAAACCAAACAUCUUACAUUACUAAACAAACAAACCACCGCACCGCACCGCACGUUAACCAAACAAACCAAACCACCUUUCUCGUAACUCUCAAAAUUCUUGAACCAUAAACAAACACACACUCUCACACUCUCAUUAUUCACCAUCAUUACUACAACAUGUCCCACUUUGACUCUUCCUCACAAGACGAUAUCUCCCUUUUUCUCCAUCAAAUUCUCCUCCGUUCUUCUUCUUCUUCAUCUUCCUCUUCUCAUCUCAUGCCUGGAUCCAUCCUCUCAAACCCACUUCACCAUGCAAACAUCUCACCCCUUCAUCCCACCACCAGACCAAACCCCUCCGGAGGUGGAGGACUCAGUGGUAAUGACACUGAUGAAUAUGACUGUGAAAGUGAGGAGGGUGUUGAAGUAUUGACAGAAGAAGCUCCAACAAAAUCUGUACCUUCUAGGGGUUCUUCAAAGAGAAGUAGAGCAGCAGAAGUUCAUAAUUUGUCUGAGAAGAGAAGGAGGAGUAGGAUCAAUGAGAAAAUGAAGGCUUUACAAAAUCUAAUACCUAAUUCUAACAAGACUGAUAAGGCUUCAAUGCUGGAUGAAGCUAUUGAAUACCUUAAACAGCUUCAGCUUCAAGUACAGAUGCUUUCGUUGAAAAAUGGAUUAAGUUUGCAUCCUAUGUGCUAUCCCGAAGGAUUGCAGCCUCUGUCAUUGUCUCGGUUGAGUAUGGAAUUGAGUGACGGAAACCGGUCUAACCCUUUAAACAUGACAUCUACUCUGCCUCAUCCCCAAGACAACAACCCUUUGCUCUAUGGAUCCAAUCUUCCUAACAAAAACACAUUGACAAGUCAGCCAUCAAUGUCCUCCUAUCCUUCGUAUGUUAACAACGCAGAAACUUCUUUCGCGGUGGAAUCACGAAUUCCGUCGCAUAAAAGACCUCUUCAGCAAACUUCUGAGGCGGUACACGGUGAAGACAUGUUGCAGAACCAGAACCAGCAGACAAACACAAUCUAUUCUGCUACCAAUCUAUUAGGUGGUUCUCAAGGUGUUGAAGAAUUCGAGUCAGGCACGAUGGUUGCACCUUCUAUUAACAACUCUUUGCAAACAUGCAUAGCUGGAAGAGAUCAGUCAGGUGUGAUCAUGAGAAGUAACGAGCCAAAUGCUAUAUUCACAUCGCAACUAAGUAACUAAAUGGUAUAAGUAAUUAGAAGAUGGAAAAAAAUAAUCAGAUUUUUGAAGUUUGGAAUGCUUCCAAAACUUUAUUAAUUUUACUUUCUCAUAGAAAUAGUAUCACUUAAGCAUUUUGUGGUGUUGGUAAAUGCUAACAAGCUUCUGGCUUAUCUGACUUGGGAGAUCAAUUUAUACUCAGCUUCUCAAGUUGAUGAGUUAUCUGUUUGUUUGCAGACAUGAUUAACCGAUAAUUGUUGUGUUAGGUAUAUAAGGACUGUACUAAAACCUUCUUUGAUGAUUUCAGCGUAAGAUGAUGUUUAUUGCUUA
Vicia villosa (hairy vetch) is the source of this 1500-nucleotide messenger RNA. RefSeq names its product transcription factor ALC-like. The record is from RefSeq and is a predicted model, not a curated record. The transcript has 7 exons. Lineage: Eukaryota; Viridiplantae; Streptophyta; Magnoliopsida; Fabales; Fabaceae. Gene Ontology annotation, cellular component: nucleus. Gene Ontology annotation, molecular function: protein dimerization activity. Bases 175 to 1194 code for a protein of 339 amino acids.